GACCCCAUCAUCUUCGCCUUCUUCGAUCACCGACCAUCAGCGAAAACAGCGUGUUUGCGGCGAGUCAAGUUCUCGGUCUGCAGGAAAAAAUCGUAAAAUCUCGGGCAUUCCGUCGUCGUUUCGUUCCGGUUCCACGCGAAAAGUGCACUUUACCCAGCCAGGAUGGUCGUGAAGCCAGCGGCACGCGGUGCCAAGCCCGUCGGACAGGCCUACAAGGACAAGAGCAAACCGGCUGACAUCCGCCAGAGCAACAUCAACGCGGCCAAGGCCGUUUCCGAUGCGAUCCGCACGAGUCUGGGACCGCGCGGCAUGGACAAAAUGAUCCAGGCCGGCAACGGUGAGGUCACGAUCACCAACGACGGAGCCACCAUCCUGAAGCAGAUGAACGUGAUCCACCCGGCGGCCAAGAUGCUGGUCGAGCUGAGCCGUGCCCAGGACGUGGAGGCCGGAGACGGCACCACGUCGGUGGUGGUCGUGGCCGGAGCUCUGCUGGAGGCGGCCGAGAAGCUGCUCCAGAUGGGAAUCCACCCAACGGCGAUUUCCGACGCGUUCCAGCGCUGCUCGGCCAAGGCCGUGGAGAUUUUGAACGACAUGUCGCAGCCGAUCGAGCUGACCGAUCGCGAAACGUUGAUCAAGAGCGCGUCGACGUCGCUGAACUCGAAGGUCGUGUCGCAGCACAGCAGCCAGCUGGCCCCGAUCGCCGUGGAUGCCGUGCUGAAGGUCACCGAAGCCGGACUCGAGGCCGGUUGUGAUCUGAAGAACAUCAAAACCAUCCGCAGCCUGGGAGGAACCAUCGAGGACACCGAACUGAUCGAUGGGCUCGUGUUUACGCAGCGCUCGAGCGGAGUCAACGGACCGAAGCGGCUGGAGAAGGCCAAGAUCGGUCUGAUUCAGUUCUGCAUCUCGGCGCCCAAAACCGACAUGGACCACAGUGUCAUCGUGUCGGAUUACGCCGCGAUGGAUCGUGUCCUGAAGGAGGAACGCGCCUACAUCCUGAACAUUGUGAAGCAGAUCAAAAAGUCCGGCUGCAACGUGCUACUGGUCCAGAAGUCGAUCCUGCGUGAUGCCGUGUCCGACCUGGCCAUGCACUUCCUGGACAAGAUCAAGGUGAUGGUCGUGAAGGACAUCGAGCGUGAAGACAUCGAGUUUGUGUGCAAAACGCUCAACUGUCGUCCGAUUGCCUCGCUGGACCACUUCUUGCCGGAACAUUUGGUCAGCGCCGACCUCGUUGAGGAAGUCGCCAGCGGAAGCACCAAGUUCGUCAAGGUCACCGGCAUCCAGAACCAGGGCAAAACCGUUUCAAUCGUUGUUCGUGGAUCGAACAAACUGGUCCUAGAGGAAGCUGACCGUUCGCUGCAUGACGCGCUGUGCGUGGUCCGUUGCCUGGUCAAGAAGCGUGCCCAGAUCGCUGGAGGUGGCGCUCCGGAAAUCGAAAUGGCCCUCGCCCUGGCCGCCCACGCGCAAACCCUCGAGGGAGUCGAUGCGUACUGUUUCCGUGCGUACGCGAAUGCGCUCGAAGUUAUUCCGUCGACGUUGGCCGAAAACGCCGGGUUGAACCCGAUUGCCACCGUCACGGAACUGCGCAACCGUCACGCCCAGGGUGAGAAGAAUGCCGGAAUCAACGUGCGCAAGGGCGCCAUCACGGACAUUCUGGCGGAGAACGUGGUGCAGCCGCUGCUCGUUUCGACCUCGUCGAUUACGCUGGCCACCGAAACGGUGCGGUCGAUUCUGAAGAUUGACGACAUUGUCAAUACCAUGCAGUAAAUUAAAAAAAGUGGUGAAAUUUAACUUUACUAACUUAACCCAGCUGCUUUCUUCAGAACUCACUCUUAUUUUUAGAAAGCUCGUUGCCCCCUUGAUUCAUGUUCAUUUCACACCAAAAGCGAGAAAAAAAGCUGUUUUUGCUUCCUUUGCGUCAUAUUGCACGAUAUCACUUAAGUGUGUACUAACGCCCUAACAUUUCUUCAAUAAAAUUACACAUACACAUUAAAAAA
Messenger RNA from Culex pipiens pallens (northern house mosquito), 1994 nucleotides. It is a transcript of the gene CCT4, whose product is annotated as T-complex protein 1 subunit delta. The coding region runs from base 163 to 1764 and encodes 533 amino acids. The transcript has 2 exons. Gene Ontology annotation, biological process: protein folding. Gene Ontology annotation, molecular function: ATP binding; ATP hydrolysis activity; ATP-dependent protein folding chaperone. Gene Ontology annotation, cellular component: chaperonin-containing T-complex. NCBI's taxonomy places the organism in Eukaryota, Metazoa, Arthropoda, Insecta, Diptera, Culicidae. The record is from RefSeq and is a predicted model, not a curated record.